Messenger RNA from Nannospalax galili (Upper Galilee mountains blind mole rat), 2327 nucleotides. It is a transcript of the gene Klhdc8b, whose product is annotated as kelch domain containing 8B. Gene Ontology annotation, molecular function: protein binding. The record is from RefSeq and is a predicted model, not a curated record. The coding region runs from base 618 to 1682 and encodes 354 amino acids. The transcript is spliced from 6 exons. NCBI's taxonomy places the organism in Eukaryota, Metazoa, Chordata, Mammalia, Rodentia, Spalacidae.
UCGUGCUUGGCCACGUCCAAGCUCAGUUGUGAUGGGCGGCUCCGAGCCCUAAAACCCCCAGGUUACACUAGCUAGCGCCCGGCCCAUUGCACCUAGGCUGGGUCCGACUCGGAACGACCGCUUUCCCCCGCCGUACCCGUGUUGUGCCGCUCGCCGCUGCCUCAUUGCUACCAUCACCCGAGGUCACACCCCAAAUCCUGGCAGGCCCGGGGUGUCCGUAUACAGGUUUGUCGGUUCGUUUGUGUGUGAGAGUGGUUCGGAGCGCCCUAUUCCUGCCAUGGCAUGUUCAGAGUUAAGGCAGGAGGAGGUUUCCCCCAGUCUGGGGGGGGGGGGGAGCGAGGGGCGGACCCGGUCCAGCCCCGCCCCACGCCGGAGCGGUGCGGGAGCCCCACCGGAGCCCGGCUUCAGCCCUAGCCACAGCCCGCGUUAGCGGAGGCGGAACGGCGGAUCCCGUGCCCCCGCGACAUCAGAGACUCAGCCGGUGAAGUCAAGGUCCCUUGGACUGGUCAGAUACACCCUUACACCAUUGGCAGAAUCAAGAUGAGGCCUUGUCAUGUCCCCCUAGUGAGGCCCACAGCCUAAGCAGAUAGCAUGGCCUAUCACUGGCAGUGAAUGAGAUGGCUGCAGGAGGUGGCCGGGCCUUUGCUUGGCAGGUGUUUCCCCCCAUGCCCACUUGCCGGGUAUAUGGCACAGUGGCACACCAGGAUGGGCACCUGCUAGUAUUGGGGGGCUGUGGCCAGGCUGGGUUACCUCUGGACACUGCUGAGACACUGGAUAUGGCCUCACACACAUGGCUAGCACUGGCACCCCUUCCCACUGCCCGGGCUGGUGCAGCUGCUGUGGUUCUGGGUAAGCAGGUGCUAGUGGUGGGUGGUGUGGAUGAGGUCCAAAGCCCAGUAGCUGCUGUGGAGGCCUUCCUGGCUGAUGAAGGCCGCUGGGAACGUCGGGCCACCCUCCCUCAAGCAUCCAUGGGGGUUGCAACUGUGGAGAGAGAUGGCAUGGUGUAUGCUCUGGGGGGAAUGGGCCCUGACACGGCCCCCCAGGCCCAGGUACGGGUGUAUGAGCCCCGCCGGGACUGCUGGCUUUCGCUACCCUCCAUGCCCACACCCUGCUACGGGGCCUCCACCUUCCUGCACGGGAACAAGAUCUAUGUCCUGGGAGGCCGCCAGGGCAAGCUUCCAGUGACUGCUUUUGAAGCUUUUGAUCUGGAGACCCGUACAUGGACCCGGCACCCAAGCCUGCCGAGCCGCCGAGCCUUUGCUGGCUGUGCAAUGGCUGAAGGAAGCGUCUUUAGCCUGGGUGGCCUGCAGCAGCCUGGGCCCCACAAUUUCUACUCCCGCCCACACUUUGUCAACACAGUGGAGAUGUUUGACCUGGAGCAUGGGUCCUGGACCAAGCUGCCUCGCAGCCUGCGCAUGAGGGAUAAGAGGGCUGACUUUGUGGUUGGCUCCCUUGGGGGCAACAUCGUGGCUAUUGGGGGUCUUGGAAACCAGCCAUGCCCUCUGGGCUCUGUGGAGAGUUUCAGUCUUGCACGGCGACGUUGGGAGACACUGCCUGCCAUGCCCACAGCCCGAUGCUCUUGUUCCAGCCUGCAGGCUGGGCCCCGGCUAUUUGUUAUUGGGGGUGUAGCCCAGGGCCCCAGUCAAGCUGUGGAGGCACUGUGUCUGCGUGAUGGAGUCUGAAGGCCUGGUGGGACCUGUCUACCAGAGCUGAAACAGAACUCUGGCUCCUUUUUGCUGCUGAGGGAGCUCCCCAUGGCUCUGUAGGAUAAGGGAGGCAAUAGGAGAGGGCACUUGAGUCACUGCCUUGGGAACUUGGGUUGGGGGAGCCUUUGUCUUUAGCACAGGACACACAUAUUCACACCUACCUUUAUCACCAUCCAUUCAUGAACUGUACUUAGCUCCACCCAUGCCCUAGAACUUACUAGGCCCUCUUGUCAACUGGGAAGUGGAAAGAGUGUUGUUGGCUUUAUAUUCUACAGGAUAGGCACUAAGAAUUGAGCAGGCCCAUUCCAGUGGUCAUUCUGGAAAAGCCCUAGCUUCUAGCCUGCCUUGAGGGUCCCAAUAGACCCCAGGAGUAUUCAGAGAGUGUGGGGGGACACAGAAGAAAUAGAAUGUGGGGACUAUUAGAGGACCAGAAGAAUGUUGGCUUUGGGCCGUCUACACUGAUGGUUGUGUGACCUUGGGCAAGUCAUUUCACCUCUCUGUGCCUCAGCAUCCUCAUCUGUAAAUGGGGAUCUCUGAAACCUUCCUGCCCUACCUACCUCACAGGGAUGUUGUGAGGACCCAGGGAGUUUUGAUGUAGAAGUAAAAGUACUGCUAAAAUCU